AUGAGAAAAGGCGCCGCCAUUUUCUUUGCCCCCCUUUCUCAAAUCAGCUCAGACACUUUGACAAACUGUUCUGGAUGCAACUUUUCUGGAAAGAAAAGUGAAAAAGAUAAAAUUACUAGAUGGAGUGAUGCAGAUUGGUGUUCAAAUUGUAACCUUCCUGCAUCUGCUGGUUGCUUUGAAGGCAAACAUGUGAUACAAAAUGCCAAUGAACUAUACACUACAUGUUCCCAGCGGCUAAAAGUUCUAACUGAGGAAACAAACAAUGCUUGUGAGCAUGCCUUAAGAGACUAUCAUAAAAUCACAUCUGCACAUGAAGUCAUUCUUGCUUGGAUAAGCUGGCUUCAUCAGAAAAUAAGGCAAAGGAAUUUUUCAAACAAAGAAACCAUUGGUCAGUUGAAAUCUCUGAAAGUGACGAUGGAUGUUCAUAUUCCUCACCAAAAUGACUUGUCCACCACAUUCAAUGAAAUGCAUCAGCGAAUAACAGAAUUUCAUGACAAACUUCACCUGGCAAGAACCACACAAGUUAAGAUGAACAAUUUAUUUCAGAUGUAUAGAAACGUGCGAUGUGAAACUGCUGUAUCGGCGCAAUUGUCAAGCUUUCUGGAAACGCCAUCUGAUCCAGUUAACUGGUUCAGUACCGCUUUGGGACACAGUAAUAAACCCUGUAUGGACGUCCUUUCGUUCCUUGUUCGGUUGCUAGAUAAAGAACAAGCAGUUUCUGAAAAUAUUCCUGGGCUAAACUGUAGCGGCGACAAAGAUGCGAUGAUGAAUCAAGUCAGCCAGGCUAAAAACAAUAGUUCUAUAGGAGAUUCUGAGAAGAUAAGUGGAAAAGGUGAAGCAAGCCCGUCUUGUCAAGAUAUCCAGCGAACUCAUAAACGACGGUUGGACGAGGCUCCAGAAUCCAGUACAGCAUCCAGCAAGAAGGCUCGAUUGCAGAGCCCAGACCGAGGACAAAACAAACAAGAUCGAGACGAGCUAAUGUUCUACGGCACAAAUGGCAACGCAGUUGACCUUACUCUUAAAGCAAAAAUGGAACUACAAGCGGCCACCGUGAAUGAAAAUUUUUUUCAAAUCGUGCGUACAAAGCUUCAAAGCGCAGAAAAUAAGCUGAAGCUCAUGGAAGAAAAAGUAGCGGACUUGACCAAAGAAAAGGCUUGCCAAUCAGGAGAGACGACAAAUCAAAUCGUACGAUUCGAAACCGAUCUGAAGCUCGUAGUUGAAAAAGUUGAAUUGGCUGAGAACUCUGAAGCAGUAGCACGUCCAGAAUCAUCAAUUCUAUUUAAGCUUACAAAAGAAACUCGAAAAAAAUAUGCCAUGGUGUUGGUUUUAAGUACUGCAGAUGUUGAACAGCUGCACGUUGUCCGUAAGCAACUGGAAACGAGCCGAUCUCGACUAGCGAUCGUCUUACAAGAAAGAACGAAUCAAGCAACACCUGAAGAUAUAGAAACGCCUAAAAAUGAUGGAGGCUUGGCUGCGAAACGAUACAAUCAACUUCAGAGACUUGAGGUUCCCGUCGUUGCUGGCAAGAAAGUAAAGCAGCCCAUCAUUAUUUGCGGAAAUGAGCAAGUUAAGCAACAAAAUCCAAGUGAGAAUAGCUCACGAAAAAAAGAUCAUCUGCUUUCUCCACCAAGAGAUCAGCACAGAUUCCCAGGAGGUCCAAUGCAAUCUGCAGUGCAAACUUUGGCACAGGCGACAGGUGCACAACAGACGGAAUUAGGAAAAGGUGUCGUGCAACAAAUUGUGUCGAACGUGAUAGCACAUCAGAAGAUUAAAAAGUUGCAAGUGUGCAAUUUCAAGGCAAUAGCUUCAGACGUCUUAAUAGUAUUGCAUUGCCAAGGAACCGACGUGCGCUAUGAUGUUUGCACAAUUUGCAAAUCGAAGGUGGAGACGCGAUUCUACUGCGCUAAAUGCGAGUAUUUCAUUUUGUGCAUCCCGUGCUAUCAAAAGGGCAAACAUUGUCACAAAAUGGAGAUUCUAGGAUUCAACCUAGACGUCCAGGAACAACCAGCAGAUUGUACGGAUAUCGAAGAAGCUCGAAAGUCAAAAAUCGAUCGUCGUAUCAAUUCGCUUCUUCACUCUUUUCAGUGCCGUUUUGCCAAUUGCCACGAAUCUUAUUGUAAAUCGAUGAAGGCGAUUAUUAGCCACAACCUUUCGUGUAAAUUCAAAGCGGCCAAGUCCAUAAUGGAAAGCAUUCUGGAUUCAACAAGUAGCUGCCCGACCUGCGCAGAACUCGUCGCUCUGAUUAUCUAUCACGCAAAACUGUGCACCAAUGCCAUUUGCGACGUGCCGCAUUGCUCUAGCGCAAAGAAGAAGAUCAAGAAUUUUCAGAAUAAGCUGUCGAUGAUUCAAAAAGCAGAAAGCGAAAAGCUCAAUGAGGAUCCAUCAUCCCGGCCGGUGUCACCUUCAACCCAGCACAGCCUAACUUCAGCUUCAACUGUGUUGCUAUCCAAAGAGAGUUUAAACACCAAUCAGCAGCAGAAGCACAAGACACCAAAGGUGGGGAUGGACGUCCAUUUGUGGGCCAUGCAGCAUGUUGCCCACGUGGCACCAUAUGUUCCAGGAUCGACUGAUGGUACCAAAACUGGUAGAAUCCUGCUUCCUGCAACCAACGCUGAAAAGCUGAAGAUAGUCCAAGAAAACAUUAUGUUGAUCCUCCAUGCUCACGAAUGCCAUCAAGGAAAAAAACAGCGUCGCCAGUGCCCCAUUACACACUGCCAGGCUAUGAAGGAUGUCUUGUACCAUAUGAGGACAUGUGAAAGCGUAAAACUGUGCAUACCUCAUUGCGGUCGGCACGCAUAAUAAUCCAUCAUUUGAAAACGUGUCGCCGAAGCCUUUGCAUUUAUUGUUUAGGUAUGACGGAAGCAAAUCGAUAUAAUGCUAUCACAGGCCCUAAUCCGAUCGUUAUUGCCUCGGAACCACCAACCACGAACAUGUACAAAGCCACUGAAAGAGUUCGUAAUCUUGCACGGAUUAGGAGCUGCUCUCCGAGUCCCCCCGAUCACUUCAACAGCAGAAUUCUGUAGCGUGUAUGCGAACUGUAAGUCCCCGGAUUAAGAAAAGUAUGAAAUCUUGUUAAUCAUUAAUUACAAAAGUAAGUUAUGGCUAAUUACCUAAUCGCACAAUUUUGCAUGAGGAAUAAAGUUACCCUAUUCAAACCGAAACUGGGUAAAUGUUUUGAACGCGCUAUGGUAUAGUAUCCAUGUUACAACAGCGGUUAACUAAUUUCUUUAAAACGAUCAGGU
Molecule: messenger RNA, 3242 nt
Organism: Daphnia carinata
Lineage: Eukaryota; Metazoa; Arthropoda; Branchiopoda; Diplostraca; Daphniidae
Exons: 10
Coding region: 1-2799 (932 amino acids)
Biological process (GO): positive regulation of transcription by RNA polymerase II
Cellular component (GO): transcription regulator complex; histone acetyltransferase complex
Molecular function (GO): chromatin DNA binding; transcription coactivator activity; histone acetyltransferase activity
Source: RefSeq, a predicted model, not a curated record